Molecule: messenger RNA, 1693 nt
Organism: Exophiala xenobiotica
Lineage: Eukaryota; Fungi; Ascomycota; Eurotiomycetes; Chaetothyriales; Herpotrichiellaceae
Exons: 2
Coding region: 103-1503 (466 amino acids)
Source: RefSeq, a predicted model, not a curated record
CAGCACCAAACCCAUCAUUCUGGGCUUCGAGUAAAAACGAUGAUAAAUCGGCGAGAUUGAUAUAGCUAGCCAGCUUAGAGCGAACUACGAAGCAAGAAUGUGAUGGAGAUGGUGAUCCCAUUUCUACCAGAGGCAACGCUCGACGCGCAUCCCGCGUUCGCGAGGUUGUGGACGUACAUUACGACCGAAAUCUUAGAGGAUGAUGCGUCGAGGAAGAGCGUGAAUGAGGAGAGGGUGGGAAGGUGGCAAGCGCAAGUCAAGGCCAGACGAGACAACUUUGAAUUCGGUGGCGCUGGUCGGUCGAGAAGUGGUGGAGAAGAGGAAGAGCAGGAUCAAUCGCUGCCGGAGCACGAAGAAGCUAUGGACGAUGGGUAUGGAGGUGCGCGUCGUUCUCAAGUCGAUGGACAAGCGCGCGGGCGUCGCAAAGGGAUGAAGGAGAACGACAAGGAGAAGCUGAGGUUAGAAGAAGCGUUGAAUAAGGCGAGGGUCGAGACGAUGCAGUUGGAGAUACUGACGGAUGUCCUUAGGGAGAUAUCGCAGAGCUCGCAGAGCAAGCAGCUGACGCUCGGGUUGAGGGAUGAUCUGCUGGUUAUAUCCGCGUAUAUCGAUGCAAGCCGCAGCAAUUCUCCAGGAAGGUCUGAGGCAGGAUCCGAUGCACGCAAGGGACUGCUCUCCAUAGACGGUCAAGAACUGUUGGAAGACGAUAUUGUUCUGUUCAAGGAGAACAUGUCCACCGUCGCGGAUGUCGUGGGAAAGAGGCUCGUCGAGAUUGAAAGUGGCCUUGCAAAAUUGGCGGGGAUUGCAGCUCUUGACGAGGAGGAGCAGGAGCAGGACGACCAACAAGCCGGCGGUAUACGCUACGAUGAAGGUACUAGUACCCGCGCACCUGAACGAGACAGCAUGAACCGAGCAACACCGGGAGACCGGCCGUCUAAAGAUCUGUCUACCUUAUUCUCGAGUCUAACAGCACAAGUCGAUCAUCUCGCCACCCUGCGACAAACCCUCCCUACACGCCUCACGACCAUGUCUGGCACGCUGACCACGCUUCUCGCGCUCCAACGAGACCUCCUAUCCCAACAACUCCGCACCCUCGAAGCGACCAAACACGGCGUGAUCUCUCGCCAUGCGCAGGCACGAAUGACUUUCUUCGCCACGGUCGCGCGGGCGAUGGAUUUGAAGACCCGGGUACUCCUGCUCGAAGAGAGGUGCAAGAUCGAAACGGGUGAGCACGCGGACGCUAGGAAAGCGUUCGUUGGAGAUAAGAUUGCUGAACUGGACGGGCAGGAGGCACGGUUGGAUCAGCGCAUCAGGGAAUUGCAGGGUGCGCUGGACGAGUACGAGCGUGCCGGCGAAGAUGCAGGGUAUGGGAGAGACGGUGGUGUGGGUGUGCAUGUGAUGACGAAGCUGGGGAGGAAGUAUGGCGCGGUCGAGCGCGAGAUGGAAGAAGUGAGGGCGGAUAUUGCGAGACUUGAAGCGCAGACUCAGAUUGGCAGGGGAAGAUAGCGCCGGCUGCGUAGGACGAGGAUGUCGAGUCUAUAUCAACAGAGUGAGCGGUUGGUGAUGACGGAACGGAUCGACGCGGGUUGUGCAAAAACUCGCGAACAGAAGAUGCAAAGACGAUACCUGGUAGACGAGUUAGAUGUCAGAGAAACCAGCACGAGCAUAAAGCAGGGACACCGAGCGCUUUGACAAG